Messenger RNA from Paramecium primaurelia, 4487 nucleotides. The record is from the annotation of a GenBank genome assembly. Lineage: Eukaryota; Ciliophora; Oligohymenophorea; Peniculida; Parameciidae.
AUGAUUGUGUUUAUUUUAUUAGUACUCAAUAUCUCUGCAUGGGUUUUAGUAUUUCAAGAUUUAAAGAAUUUUGAUUCAACCUCUGAAUCUCCUCCAUGGUAUAUUAAAGGAUAAGAUGUAUAAGCUUUAUUUUAUUAUCAAUGUGAAAGAUAAUUUAUUGCUUCCAUUUCUGGAUAAGAAAUUUAUAGAACUUUUUCUAGUAAUUAUUAAGAUGUCACUCAAAUAAAAUUAGAAGCUGAUCUUUAUUUUAAUUUCUUUGAUGAUAGUGAAGUUAUUAUUACAAUAGAUGAUAAGAUAAUAUAUCAUCAUAAGUUUUAUAAAUCUUAAAUAGAAUUAUAUAGUAAUCUAUGUGUGGCUCCAGUUGGCAAUCAUUACUUUACUACUAUUGAAUUAAUAUUUGACUUUUAGGUUAAAGAUUAAAACUCUAUUUCAAUAAAGUUUAAUUCAUUAAAUGAAUAAGAAAAUUCUUAUUAUGGAAUUAGAAAUAUUAAUCUUUAUACAGAUGGUAUAUAAAUGAAUUGUCCAUCAAAUACACCAAUAACAAGUUUAACAUCAACUUGUACAAAUACAUGUGAUUCCUCUAAAUAACAAUUAUAAUCACCAUUAUUGACAAAUUGUCUUUAACCAGGAAUCACAACAAGUAUGAAUUAUUAUAUAUUUAGAUGUCUUUUCAAGAACAUAUCCAGAUUCAUCUAAUCUCAUCACAUACUAGAUAGCUGAUGGAGUAUGGUUAAGUGAUGAUUUUAAACAAAACCCUGAUGAAAAAGUAAAGUAAAUCAUUAUUUCUACUUUCACACAUGCUUAAACAAAUGCAAAGUUGCAAUUAUAAGGUAUUUUGUAUUUGAUUGGAGAAUGGAAAGAUGAUUCGUAUAUAAGAAUAAAGUUUAAUUCUACUAGAGAUACAAAAACAAUCAAAACUGUAGCUCUUCAAGAAGAAAGCCAAUAAUUUUCUACUUCUUAAACUAAUUUUUAUAAGUAUUCUUAUUUUAAUGAAUCAACAAAUACCAUUACUUGUACUACAUCUAGUUGCUAAUCUACUUUAUAUAAUAUAACUUAUUUUGAAUAUGAGCUUGUUACUAUUAAUAAAACAAAUAACAAAUUUAUUGCCAAUCCAUCCAAUUUUUUUGAUGUUUAUUAAACUUAAUUGACUUUACUUAAUGGAACAACUAUUCCAGUUUAAAAAGUAAUACUUAAUACAGAAAAUAUCAUACAAUCUAAUCCAUAAUUUUUAUCAUUUAGUAUUGAAUAAAAUGUAUAAGGAACUGAUGCUAUGUAUGCCUUCUAAAAUAAAAUUUAUAUCUAUUCAGCAUAAAAAUUAGAUUCAGGAUGUACAACAUAUUCUCAAUUUGCAUGUAUUAAAUGCAAAAUUCCAUAUUAUACACAUAUAGGCAAAUGUGUGGCUAAAUGUCCAAUUCAUAGUAGAGUCUUAGAAACUGUUAGAAAUUGUACAGAUUAUAUUAAUAUUGAAACAUUACAAUAUACUACAGGAAUAAGCUAAAAUUCUAGUGGAGUAUAUUUAAUAAAAGAAUUUUAUACUUUAGAUUUUGAUUCUAAAACUAUUUAAAAUACUUUUAAUAUUUAACCUAAGAGUGAUAAUAGUUUCACUAAAUUACUAUUCUCGAAUUUACCAACUAAAAAAAUAAUUGGAGGAUUUGCUACUUGGGGUUAUGGUAGUUAUGUAAAAUAAUUUACUGAUUUACCUUAUCAUUAUUAAAUUAGAAUUUAUUGUACAUUAUAUUUUAUUGAUGGUUGGUCUUUAGAAGAUUAUUUUAUUAUUACAAUUGAAGAAACAGAAUACAAAUAUACAAUAAAAGAUUUAGAACCUUAAUCAUUGACUGGAAAAUAAGAUGUAGAUUAUAGUUUAGAUGUUUUUAUAAGACAUGAACAUUAUGAAGAAUAAUUAACCAUAAAAUUUACUUGUUUGAGUGAAAAUUAUAAUGAUUCAAGAGAAAAAUCAUGUGGAAUGAAUUAAAUCUUUAUUCUUUAUGAUAGAAAUGUAAAUUAUUUAUGCCCUUAAUAAAAUGAAUAUUAUUAGUAAACAUCUUAAACUUGUGCAUCUUGUACUACUACAGGAAUAGGUUGUAUAGAGUAUUAAUCAUAAAAAUUCAAAAAAUGCAAUUAUCGUUGUUUUACUUGUUCAGAUGAUAUAAAUUAUUGUUUAACAUGUGAUCCUGCAUUGAGAAGAGUAUUUAAUAAUAAUUUAUGUUUAUGUAAAGAUGGAUAUUAUGAAUUAGAUAAUGAACCAUAAUGCAAAAGUAAUAUUCUUUAUUUAAAUUAGAAUGUCCUUUUCCUUGUAUUAAUUGUGAAAAAGAUAAAUGCUUAUCUUGUGUGGAUGAUAGAGAAUUAGAAUUAGGGAAAUGUAACUGUAGAUAAGGUUAUUAAGAUAUCAAUAAGUAAUGUAUGUUAAUAUGUCAUUCAACUUGUUUAACAUGUGAUGGAAAUUUUGAGUCAAAUUGUUUAUCUUGUGACUCUUAAAUAAAUAGAUAUCUUGUUGAUAAACAAUGUUUAUGUAAAAAUGGAUAUUUUGAGGAUAAAGAUUAAGGUUGUUUAAAGUCAUGUUUGAAUCAAUUAUAUUGUUAUGCUUGUGAUGAAUUAGAUUAAUGUUUAUAAUGUCUACCAGAUUUAAAUAGAAUACUAUUAAAUAAAUAAUGCAGUUGUUAAUAAGAUUACUAAGAAAAUUCAUCAACAAAACUUUGUGAAAUGAUAUGUCAUUAUUCUUGUUUAACUUGUUCAUAACCAUUAUCAUCAAAUAGUUGUAUUUAAUGUUAACCAAAAAAUGUUACUUUUAGAGAAUUAAAAGAUGAAUCUAAUUGUGUUUGUAUUGAUGGAUAUAGAGAUGAAGGCAACGAAAUUUGUGAAAAAAUACCUGAUUGUCAUUAUACUUGUAAUUUAUGUUAUGAUUCCAAUGAUUAAAAUUUAUGCAUUGAUUGUUAAUCUAAUAGAUAUAUGAAUGAAAAUAAAUAAUGCAUUUGUAAAUAAGGAUUUAAAGAGAUAGAUUAAAUAUGUGUCCUUGAUAAUGAAAAUAAUAAUCAAAAUGGUGGAAAUGAUAAUUAAAAUGAUGGAAAUGAUGGAAAUAAUAAUCAAAAUGGUGAAACUGAUAAUUAAAAUAAUGAUGGAAAUGAUAAUUAAAAUAAUGGAAAUGAUAAUUAAAAUAAUGAUGGAAAUGAUAAUUAAAAUAAUAAUUAAAAUAAUGGAAAUAAUAAUUAAAAUAAUGGUGAAAAUGAUAAUUAGAAUAAUUUUGAAUGUGAUGAUGGUAAUGAUUUACCUAGAGAUGGAUGCUUUAAUCAUUAUAUUGAAUAAAAUUGGUAUUGCACUCCUAAAAUUUAAUCUUAGUAUUCAUUAUGUUCAAGAUGUCAUACAAAUUGUAUAUUUUGUUCAUCUAACUCUAAUUGUGAAUUAUGCAUUGAUGGAUAUUACAACAAUAAUGGUAAUUGUUUACAAUGUUAAUCAUAAUGUAAGACUUGUAAUCUAUUAUCAUCCUAUUGUCUUGAAUGUUCAGACAAGUCUCAAAAUCCAGUUAAUGGAAUAUGUUAAAAAUGCUAAUUUGGGUAUUAUCUAAUUAAUUAUACUUGUAAAUCAAUCUGUGGAGAUGGGAUUGUGGUAGGAGAAGAAGAAUGUGAUGAUAGUAAUAAUAAAAACUAAGAUGGUUGCAAUUCUUAAUGCAAAAUUGAACCUAAUUACUAAUGUGCAGGUUCAUCUUGUAUUCCUUUACCAGAAAUCAAAAAGGAAGCAAAUUUAAAAUAAAACAAUCAAAUUAUAUUAUCACUUCAAAAUAUAAAUUCAAAUUGUUCUUUAGUUUCCUUAUGGAUAGAAUAAAUAUCAGAUGAGAAUUAUUAAUAUAAUAUUUCAUAAAUUGAAUCUACUUUAGAUUCAAACAUGAAAUGCUUAAUUGACUUUUUAUUUAAAAAAGAUAUAAAACCAUUUAAUUUGAUUCAUGUUUAAGUAAAAAAGAAAACAAGAAUAUUAUCUGAUUCUGAUCUUGUAGAAUUACUAGUUUAACCUUAAAAAUAAUAUUAUUAUUCAUCCAAAUAAUAAGAGAAUGCAAAUAUUGUGUAAUAAAUAUACUGUAUUACUUUGUAUUUUAUUUUGGGUAUGAUACCAAUAUCUAUUAUCUUUAAUGAAUUUCAUCAUUUAUGUUUGGAUUUUGUUAUUUCAAUAUCAUACCUCUAUUAUUUCAAUGCAGAUUAUAGUAUUUAUUUGUAAUAACUCCUUUCUAUUUAAAUUUGGCCAUUAAUUUAUAUCAAUUAUCCCUUUUCCAUAUAUGAUGUAGGUAAUGAUUAGAGUCUUAAAUUAGAAAAUAGAAAUUAAGAUUAUUAUUUCAUUUCAAACAUAUGGAUAUCUUUCGUAUUUAUCACAUUUCUCUAUAUAUUGAAAUUAAUAGUAUAAAAAAUUAGAACUCGUUAUCGUAUUAUUUUAAGAUCAUAAAUUAGACCAACAUCGGUUAAGAAUAAUGUUUUUACUUUUAGAAACCAAAAAUAACCUUUUGA